ACCGCCUUACUACCAUCCCAGCUGAAACCUUCCUCAACCUGCCUCAUCUCCUAAAUUGGACCUGAGUAUCAACUUUAUUGAUGUUCUCCCAGACUCUAUAGGGCAUUGUAAAGACAUGCUCUUCCUCAAUCUGGAGACUAACAACCUUACAGAUCUGCCAGCCAGCCUCGUUAACUGUACACACAUCUACCAGAUACAUAUCAGCAACAACAGGAUGCAGGUGUUGCCCCCGGUACUCAUACAGAUGAAGGGAAUACGACGUCUGCUUGGCUGCAACUUGAUGUUGACAGAUCUUCCAGAAAAUAUUGGAGACAUGUCAAACUUGACGUUUUUGUUGUUAAAGGGAAACUGUUUAACAAAACUCCCGAAGAGCUUUGCUAACUUGCAGCAGCUGAAGUCCUUGUCCGUGACAGGUGUGAGGUGGAUACAGAAUAAAGCCAAGUACUUCCUCUCAAGGUCUCAUUUUGUCAGGUUCCUCAUUGAAAGAGGCAUCGACAGAUGGUUAGGUGCUCAACCAGAGAAACUUUCUGAAGAUAAGCUGUACCAGCUGUUUGAUCUGGAUGGCAGUGGAACACUAGACACAAUGGAGAUUGCCAAGUUUAAUGCAUUCCUGUUUACAGUCUUCCCAAGAUUUGGAAGCAACCAACAACACCUUCCUGACGAUAACAGUCCUAGUUGGUUUCCUGAAGAGAUCCUUGCUCUGAGGAACCUUAGGGUGCUGGACCUGUCAUACCAAGGGAUUGUUCAUGUACCUCCAGAAAUCAGAAAAAUGGAAAACCUGAACACUCUAACUUUGAGUCACAAUCCACACCUGCUGUCCAUUGCAGGGGAGGCUAGCCAGUGUCCACUUACCAAAUUGGGCCUUGACGAAUGUCCGUUACUGAAAACUCCACCCAAGGAGAUCCGAGACAGAGGCUUUAAGACAACCUAUGCUUAUCUGAACCGACUAAUGACAGGCUCUGUGGACUGUAAAAGGACAAAGCUCAUGUUGGUCGGGUUAGGAGGUGCUGGCAAAACAAGUUUAGUGAGGACUCUGAUGUCCACUGACGAGGAGUCCCACUUAACAGGAGCAGACGCCAUAACAGAUGGUAUUGACAUUUGUACCUGGGAUGUAGAAAAAGAUGGAGACACAAUAUCAUACAGUGUGUGGGAUUUUGCUGGCCAGACCAUCUACUACAACACUCAUCAGUUUUUCCUGUCUGACCGUGCAGUGUACCUCUUGCUGUGGAACACAAGGCUUGGACAUGAGCAUGCUGGUCUGAAAUUCUGGCUCAACUCUAUCACAGUACAUGCUCCAAAAGCCCCUAUCUUUGUAGUGGGCACCCACAGUGACCAGAUGACUAAGAUGGAUUUACCUGUUGAUGACAUGCAGCUUAAAUACCACCAAAUUGCUGGCUUCCACUUUGUCAGCUCCAAGACUGGGGAUGGCAUCCAGAACCUUAGGGAAUCUUUAUUUAAAUCAACAUUACAACAGGAAUACAUGGGAGAAAAGAUUCCCCAAGCCUGGCUACAUUUUGAAUCCCUUAUAUCUAAAGGGAGAACAAAGAAGAUUCAUGUGAUGAAAUAUGAGCAUGUGGAGGGAAUAGCUGCUGAUGCCAGCAUUGUUGAUCCUUCAGAGAUAUCACAAGCAAUCCAGUUUCUUCAUGAUCUUGGGUCGGUGCAGUACUUCCCUACUGAGUAUCUCCGGGGCCAUGUGGUGAUCAACCCUCAGUGGAUCGUAGACGUUAUGGCCUGUGUGGUAUCAGUCAAACAAGAGGUCAUACAGGAUGGGAGAUUGAUGCAUUCCAGCAUUGACACUGUUUGGUCAGAAUAUCACAAAAUGGCUGACUGGUUACUCCGACUCACUGAGGAGUUUGACCUCACCUUUCAACUAGAAGGGGAGAAUUGUAACAUUGUGCCCUGUCUUCUCCCAGAGAAACGACCAGAUUUCAUGUGGCCAGACAUCAGCAAGGACGAGGAAAUAUUUGAGAUGAAGAUGGUGUACAAGUUUGAUUACCUGCCUGCUGGCUUGUUUAACAGGGGACAGGUGAGGCUUCAUGGUUACUCAGAAGACUCUUUGAUCUGGAAGAGGGGCUCCUACAUAGAGAAAAAUGGCCAGCUAGCAUUGAUACAACAGGAGGAGGACUCAGAGUUGAGUGUGAGGGUACAGGGCCCAAACCCAAAUAACAUCCUCUUCUUCAUUCAUGAGGUGUUUGAAGGUCUGAUCAACGAGUCUUUCCACGGUGUUACCUAUGACUAUGAGAUUCCAUGUCCUGACUGUACCAAACAUCGCCAGAGAGACCCACACAUGUUUAAAGCGUCCAGUAUACGCCGUGCCCUGGAGUUGAAGGCGCCCUUCCUACAGUGCCAGAAACAGUUCCACACAGUUCCACUACUGACCCUACAGACAAUUCUAGCCCCUGACACUAACAGUGACUAUGAGGUUCACCUUGACCAGGAUGUCAACAAUCUGAUGCAGAUGCAAAAGGAAAUGGCCACAGACAUCUUCAUCUCGUACUGCUCUGGAGAUGCUCCCAAGGAUAGGUCAAAUGUCAUACAUCCAGCUGAUAUCUGUGCUGACCUUGAAAAAGAAGGAUUUUCCUGCUACUUCCCAGAGGGUGCGGCACUGACGUCACGUGAAGAGAUGGCCCAGCAGCUGGUCCAUUCCUCAGUGUUUCUUGCUCUGAUUUCCAAUAACUAUGCUGCAAAUGAAGUGUGCUGUGACAUGUACAAGUAUGCUGUCGGCACCAUGAGGCGCCCCACCAUCUGCGUAGCUCUGGGCGAGAACUUUGACUGGAAAAAGAGUCCGUCACUUGGGGUCAUCACAUCAGAUGUGGUGUUUGUGAACAUGAUUAACUCCAAGAAGUCAGUGUAUAAAUCAAAGCUGAAGGAGUUGCUGUCAACUCUACAGAAAAAUGAACAGAUCUCUCAGGUGAAAUCAGAAGCAGCUGGUUCCUGCUUCAUCAGUUACUCGUGGGCCAACUCUAGAUUGGCCGUGGAAUGUGGCACCAAGGAGUUACCAGGUGCCCUCGGUUUCGGGGAUCCACGCCAACUUAAAUCCUAUUUGGAGGAGACUGGCAUUAAAUGCUGGAUAGAUGUCGAUCAAGUUAAUGUGAACGACCAGUUACUGAACAGGAUAGCCCAGGGUCUGUCUGAGGCUCGUGUUAUGGUGGCCUGUGUGUCAGACCAGUAUGCCCAGUCCAAGAUUUGCUGUAAGGAGAUGAGGUUUGCUGUACAACUAGAACUGCCCAUUGUUGUGGCCAUUGUUGGAACUGGAACCGAGUGGAAACGCUCCGAGGUGGGCUUCAACUCCAUGUCCUACCCUGUUGUGGACUUCCAGCGACCGAACCCCAACGCAAACCAGGACUUGCUCACACUGGUAAAAUCAGUGAAGCUGCCUGAACAAGUGGAGCUGACAGAAAAGAGAAAAAAAAAAGGACAGUGACCGAGCUAAUACCUCAUUUAAGGAGAUGUUUGAGCUUGCCCAGAGGAAGUUUCUAAGACAGAUAUCAAAUUACGCCAUGACACAUGACAUGGCUAACUACCCACGUCUCUUUAUUGUGGACAUAGCAAAGAUGGAGGAACCAGAAACAAAGAAAACCUUACCUAAUGAGGAUGACUUUAAAUCCAGAAGAUACUGUGUGUACACUUUGUGUGAAUGUGAACAGGGGUGGCACUCUGUCGGUAA
This is a messenger RNA of Pecten maximus, 3667 nucleotides long. Its product is annotated as probable serine/threonine-protein kinase pats1. The coding region runs from base 116 to 3424 and encodes 1102 amino acids. The transcript has 25 exons. NCBI's taxonomy places the organism in Eukaryota, Metazoa, Mollusca, Bivalvia, Pectinida, Pectinidae. Gene Ontology annotation, biological process: signal transduction. The record is from RefSeq and is a predicted model, not a curated record.